AUGGAAUUAAGUAAUCAUGAAUAUGUUCAUUCUUCAAAAACAAAUACUUAUAGACGUCGUUCUAAAAGUUUAAAUGAUAAGAUAGAGUCCGGAAAAAAUUAUUCAUAUAUUCAUCAUGGAAAACGUCAUCAUUCACCUCCUCCUAGGCAUGCUCACCACCAACCAGUCAUGAAAUUCAAUACUGAUAUGUGGAUGCAGGACUUUAGAGAAACUGUUAUCAAAAAAUUGUUUAAAGAAGAACGCUUUAAGGCUUUUCAAAAGCGUAGAGGAUUAGAAAAUGUAAUGGAUGUUAGUGAUGAUGAAGGAUGGGAAGAACAACAAAAGGCUACAAGUAUUAUUGGAGCGUAUUGUUCUUUUAGAUUUAUUGAUAACUCUACAGCAUUUACCACAAGUAUCGGUUAUGUCAAUGGAAUCUGGCAUAUUAUUAAAGGUUUUGUUUGUCUUGGAGGUUUAUAUGGAGCGAUCGCGCAAAAUAGGAAUAUGGUCCAUCUUUUCGCAGUUAUUAUUAGCGUGACUGCAAUGAUUCACUUAGUAUUUGGUAUUGGACUCGCAAUUGUGGGUAUGAAGAAUAGUGACACUCUUGUGAAUUUGUGUCUUCAAAAAGCCGCCUCAAAUGAUACAUGGGAUCCGGAACAACAUUGGUUGAAACCAUUUGACAAACGAGCCGAUGAGCCUACGAACACCACUGUUACUAACAAUACUAAAUUGAUUUGUGAAACUGCCGUCAAGUGGUACCUCGCCUUCUUCAUUAUUUUCACUGCAAUUGCGAUUAUACUCACGAGGUUCACACUUUUUUACAAGGCAUCUGUGUUUAUAGUAAAAUCAUCAGCUGAGUUUUAUGAUCCGCGCGUUCUAACCGUUAAUCUAAAUCAGAAUGAUCACUAG
Cetraspora pellucida is the source of this 885-nucleotide messenger RNA. The record is from the annotation of a GenBank genome assembly. Lineage: Eukaryota; Fungi; Glomeromycota; Glomeromycetes; Diversisporales; Gigasporaceae.